Messenger RNA from Pristis pectinata (smalltooth sawfish), 4357 nucleotides. RefSeq names its product glutamate receptor ionotropic, kainate 2. The transcript has 17 exons. The record is from RefSeq and is a predicted model, not a curated record. Gene Ontology annotation, biological process: synaptic transmission, glutamatergic; monoatomic ion transport; modulation of chemical synaptic transmission. Bases 255 to 3140 code for a protein of 961 amino acids. Gene Ontology annotation, molecular function: transmitter-gated monoatomic ion channel activity involved in regulation of postsynaptic membrane potential; kainate selective glutamate receptor activity. Gene Ontology annotation, cellular component: plasma membrane; postsynaptic membrane; kainate selective glutamate receptor complex. NCBI's taxonomy places the organism in Eukaryota, Metazoa, Chordata, Chondrichthyes, Rhinopristiformes, Pristidae.
GCGCGAUAUCUCAUUGGGGAAAACCAGGCAGCCACUCUCUCUUCCAACGUCCCCCUGCAUGGUUUGGGAGACUGUAACGCUGGGUACAGGGUUCCUGACAAUUCGUCACCGAUCUGGACUUGUGGAUGGAUUUCUUCAAGAAUCUGGGAGUCUGAAAACAUGGAUGCCCCACCAUUCCUUGCAGCGGAAGAGUGCCUCUCUGCGCAGUGAAUGAAUGAAGAACAUGCGGGGAUUGCUAAUGGUUUGGGAAGCAUAUGCUGUCUCCAGUCGCGCUGCCUCUCUGUGACCAUGUCGUGAUCUUUUCAGUGGGCCAUCGACCGCUCUUGCUCGCCGUCAAUCCAACCCUGCAGUGGAACUUGAUAUUGAUAACACAAAGAGGGGAAACACGCCCUGGAAUUGAUAUACAUACAAAAAUCAUGAAGAUUAUCUCUCCGCUUCUAAACAGUCUGGUCUUUGAGUAUUCGAUUAGACUUUUCCUGUGCCUCUUGGGGAUGGGGUAUUCGCAGGGAAUGCCGCACGUUUUAAGAUUUGGAGGUAUUUUUGAGUCAGUGGAAAAAAGCCCAUCUGGGGCAGAGGAACUCGCCUUUAAAUUUGCUUUAAAUACAAUCAACCGAAACAGAACGCUGUUGCCAAACACAACAUUAACGUACGACAUCCAAAGGAUAAAUAUUUACGACAGUUUUGAAGCAUCCAGAAAAGCAUGUGAUCAACUCUCUCUGGGGGUGGCAGCCAUCUUUGGUCCUUCUCAUAGUUCUUCAGCUAAUGCAGUGCAGUCCAUUUGCAAUGCACUUGGAGUCCCCCACAUACAGACCCGGUGGAAGCAUCAAGUCUCAGACAACAGGGAUUCUUUCUACGUCAACCUCUACCCAGAUUUCUCGUCUCUCAGUCAAGCCAUCCUAGAUCUAGUACAUUUCUUCAAAUGGAAAACCGUCACUGUGGUCUACGAUGACAGCACAGGUCUGAUUCGGUUACAAGAGCUCAUUAAAGCUCCAUCUCGGUAUAGCAUCCGCUUGAAAAUUCGGCAGCUUCCUGCAGAUACAAAGGAUUCCAAGCCCUUGCUGAAGGAAAUGAAAAGGAACAAGGAAUUCCACGUAAUAUUUGACUGUAGUCACGAGAUGGCAGCUGGCAUCCUGAAGCAGGCUUUGUCAAUGGGAAUGAUGACUGAAUAUUAUCAUUACAUUUUCACUACCUUGGACAUUUUUGCCCUGGACUUGGAGCCUUACCGUUACAGUGGAGUGAACAUGACGGGGUUCCAGAUUCUCAACACUGAGAACAGCCAAGUCGCCUCCAUAAUUGAAAAGUGGUCAAUGGAAAGAUUACAAGCCCCCCCGAAACCGGGCUCCGGUUUACUGGAUGGAUUUAUGACGACAAAUGCUGCCUUGGUGUAUGAUGCAGUCCACGUUGUAUCCGUGGCUGUCCAGCAGUCCCCACAGAUGACAGUCAGUUCAUUACAGUGCAAUAGACACAAACCCUGGCGUUUUGGAGGGCGCUUCAUGAAGUUCAUUAAAGAGGCUCACUGGGAAGGUCUAACAGGAAGGAUUAUAUUCAAUAGUUCCAAUGGCUUGAGAACAGAUUUUGAUCUGGAUGUGAUCAGCUUGAAGGAGGAAGGACUUGAAAAGGUUGGGACCUGGGAAACCAAUAGUGGAUUGAACAUGACUGAGAAUCGCAAAGGAAAGACAGCCAACAUCACUGAUUCAUUAUCCAACCGAUCAUUAGUUGUUACAACGAUCUUGGAAGAGCCUUAUGUGAUGUUUAAAAAGUCGGAUAAACCUCUUUAUGGAAAUAGUCGAUUUGAGGGAUUCUGCAUUGACCUCCUGAAGGAAUUGUCCAAUAUCCUCGGAUUUACCUAUGAGGUCAGACUGGUGGAUGAUGGGAGAUAUGGAGUUCAAGAUGAAAAAGGACAGUGGAAUGGAAUGGUCAGGGAACUGAUGGAUCAUAAAGCUGAUCUUGCAGUUGCACCCCUGACUAUCACCUACGUCCGAGAGAAGGUCAUUGACUUCUCAAAGCCAUUCAUGACUCUGGGAAUAAGUAUUUUGUACCGAAAGCCCAACGGUACAAACCCUGGCGUUUUCUCCUUCCUGAAUCCUCUCUCCCCUGAUAUCUGGAUGUAUAUUCUGCUGGCUUACUUGGGUGUCAGUUGUGUGCUGUUUGUCAUAGCCAGGUUUAGCCCAUAUGAGUGGUAUAAUCCCCACCCUUGCAAUCCCGACUCAGAUGUGGUGGAAAACAAUUUUACCUUGCUAAAUAGUUUCUGGUUUGGAGUUGGAGCUCUCAUGCAGCAAGGUUCCGAACUAAUGCCCAAAGCCCUUUCCACCAGGAUCGUGGGUGGCAUUUGGUGGUUCUUCACACUGAUCAUCAUCUCGUCAUACACUGCAAACCUGGCUGCUUUUCUCACGGUAGAGCGCAUGGAAUCUCCCAUUGAUUCAGCUGAUGACUUGGCGAAACAAACCAAGAUAGAAUAUGGAGCGGUAGCAGAUGGGGCCACUGUGACUUUCUUCAAGAAAUCCAAAAUAUCAACCUAUGAGAAGAUGUGGGCCUUCAUGAGCAGCAGACAGCACACAGCGCUUGUCAAAAAUAAUGAAGAGGGAAUCCAACGUGUUUUAACCACAGAUUAUGCCUUGCUAAUGGAGUCAACGACCAUUGAGUUUGUCACACAGAGAAACUGCAAUUUAACUCAGAUUGGAGGUCUCAUAGAUUCCAAGGCUUAUGGAGUUGGCACUCCCAUGGGUUCACCGUACAGGGAAAAGAUCACAAUUGCCAUUCUCCAGCUACAAGAGGACGGCAAGCUGCACAUGAUGAAAGAGAAAUGGUGGAGGGGAAAUGGCUGCCCAGAGGAAGAAAGCAAAGAAGCCAGUGCUUUAGGAGUCCAGAACAUUGGGGGCAUCUUUAUAGUACUGGCUGCCGGCCUGGUGCUCUCCAUCUUUGUAGCAGUGGGCGAAUUUCUGUACAAGUCGAAAAAAAGUGCACAGCUUGAGAAGAGAUCCUUCUGUAGUGCCAUGGUUGAGGAGCUCAGGUUGUCUCUCAAGUGUCAACGACGACUGAAACACAGGCCUCAGCCACCAGUCAUCGUGAAAACAGAAGAGGUUAUCAACAUGCAUACGUUCAACGACAGGAGAUUGCCUGGAAAGGAAACAAUGGCAUGAAGUGUAGAAAAUCCACACCGAGCACAAACAGUAAUCUUUGUUCCCAAUGACCUGCAAGAGUGUUUCCUGUGGAAAUAUGCAAACCGUGCCGAACAAGCGAGUUACCUCAUGUUGCCGCAUCGAGAAACAAAAAUUACCUACCACAUGAAAACAGGGUGGUCAAAGCCAGAUCCUGAAAACCUUGUGACGGACCAAAACUUGCAAAUAAAAUAAAAAGCAGUAAAGAAUUUUCCCCUUCCUUUCAUCUUCUCAUCCCUCCUUCUCUUUUUCCCCAUGCAGGUAAUAUAUUGUGAUAAUAGUGGAAAAGAGAAAAAAAUAGAAAAGAAAGAGAAAACUGAAAGAGAAGGAGAAAACUACUUUAGCUAAAGUAGAAAGAGAGGAAACGGUGCUGAUAAAUGUUCAAAGAUGUGCAGUUGCUGUAACAAAGGCCAUCCAAAAUAAUUGAGGUUAAAGGUGAAAGAGAACUGAGAGGCAUUGGAAACGUGGUGAAACCUUCAUGUGAUCUCUCAUGUGUUUCGCCAGCAGAAGGCAACACAAGGCAAUAAUUGUUUUCUGUCAAAUUUACUUUUUUUUAAAACAUGGAUCAGACUGCAAUGAACCCUCAAAAAAAAGAAAGACUAUUAGACAAUUAACCUUAUUAAAUGAUGGAUUGUGAAGUACUUUUCAAAACUUGAAUGAUGAGGUAGGGUUUAAACGUUUCGGUUUGCAUACCUCGUUGUGGUAACAGAAGAGUAUGUUUUCCCUCCCUGGCUCUUCAGAAUCGGCCCUUUCAAGUUGUGUCACCCACCUGCACCCACAUCCAGCUGAAGUGAUUUGACACCUGACCUUUCAACUCGUGUGGUUCCGCCAAAAUAAAUACGGAUAUAGGAUUGUUCAUUGACAUGACCCCAUGGUAAUGUUGCAGGAGACUCUUUUGUAGAAUGCACUAAAUCUCAAAUCACCACUGCUACAACUCCUUGUGGGCAGUUUUUCAAGAUGUUCAUGUUUAUUUGUGGAAAUGCAAGAUUUAUAUGAAAAUAGUUUUUGUAUGGAAUUUUUGUAAUAAUUUUUAUCAAAAAAUGAACACACGGGCACUAAAUCUCAAUGGGUUUCCAUUAGGCUGAUAGCAUACAGUGAUGAAAUAUUGUGUGUAAUAAAAGGCAAAGUCUUGGCCAUAUAUUGUGAUAAUAAAUGAAGUCCAUACUGUGUAUUGUCUGAAGUUUAUGCACAAAGAGAAA